CGCGGUAUUUGUGCAGGAGUCUUCCUGCGGGUGUCACGUACAGUCAGGUCUGCUGCUGCUUCCUGUGUUGAAGCUCCAGCGGUCAGCGCCAAAGCUCUGCAACGUCUCAGAGCCUCUCGCAACCUGGCUUAGAAACACGGAAGGACUCAUUUUAGAGAGGCCCACCGAGAAGCAGCGGGACGUGUCGUCUCGUGUAAAGCUCAGGAACGAGUGUCGCUGCACGUUUCCGGCUGAAAAGACGCGAAUUUUCACUGAAGCUGGCGUUAGCGGCUAGGUGGCUAAUGGCUAGCAGCAGCAGGUAGAAAACCGAGAAGGAGACGAAUAAAAAGAGAGCUGUCGCCUUCCAGCUUCUAUAGAUGAACUGGAGAAACUAUCCGACUUUUGUAGGACAUAUCGGCAUGCUACGUUUUACCAAAUUAGCGAACUGACAUGCCCCGAAAAGUGUUUUAACUUCGCUAACGUUAACUAGCCAAGUUACCAGCCACCGUGUAGAGCGGGUCCUGUUGCUUUUUUUCUUUUACAGACGGACUUUUCGAAGACGGGCAGGCUUAGAUCAACAGCUGCCCAGCUUAUUUAAAUACAGUGUUUUACAGAGGAAGUAGUUUAGUUUGAUUUUCUUUUGCAAUGGCUCCAAAAAGAAGACCAGUUCCUCUGAACAUUACGCCCAUUGGGGAGGGACAGGCCACCUCCAACACCAUUGAUGCUGCAUCAGAAGCCAACCUGGAGGCCUUACAGAAGAAGCUGGGUGAGCUGGACCUCGACGAGCAGCAAAGGAAACGUCUAGAAGCCUUCCUGACCCAGAAAGCCCAGGUCGGGGAGCUGAAGGACGAGGACUUUGACCCCAUCUGUGAGUUGGGUGCUGGAAACGGAGGAGUGGUCAACAAGGUCCGCCACAAACCCUCGGGUUUGGUCAUGGCUCGAAAGUUAAUCCACCUGGAAAUCAAGCCUGCCAUCAGAAACCAGAUAAUCAGAGAGCUGCAGGUGCUGCAUGAAUGCAACUCUCCCUACAUUGUGGGCUUCUAUGGAGCCUUUUACAGCGAUGGAGAGAUCAGCAUCUGUAUGGAGCACAUGGAUGGUGGGUCUUUGGACCAGGUUCUCAAGGAAGCCAGACGAAUCCCAGAAGAAAUACUUGGGAAAGUUAGCAUAGCCGUUUUGAGAGGAUUAGCUUAUCUGCGGGAAAAGCACCAAAUCAUGCACAGAGAUGUCAAGCCCUCCAACAUCCUGGUCAAUUCCCGCGGGGAGAUCAAGCUGUGCGACUUCGGUGUGAGCGGCCAGCUCAUAGAUUCCAUGGCCAACUCCUUUGUUGGAACGCGCUCCUACAUGUCGCCGGAGAGACUGCAGGGCACUCACUACUCCGUUCAGUCUGACGUGUGGAGCAUGGGCCUGUCCCUGGUGGAGCUGGCGAUCGGCCGCUACCCCAUCCCUCCGCCAGACGCCAAAGAGCUAGAGGCCAUCUUUGGUCGUGCCGUAAUGGACGGGGCCGAGGGAGAGGCUCACACCAACAUGGCUAGGCCAAGACCACCAGGCAGGCCUGUAAGCGGACACGGGAUGGACAGUAGACCUGCCAUGGCCAUCUUUGAACUGUUGGACUACAUUGUCAAUGAGCCACCCCCAAAACUGCCACACGGUGUUUUCACCAGUGACUUCCAAGACUUUGUGACUAAAUGCUUGAUUAAAAACCCAGCUGAGAGAGCAGAUCUGAAGAUGCUUAUGAGUCACACUUUCAUCAAGCGAUCAGAGGUGGAGGAAGUAGACUUUGCCGGCUGGUUGUGCAAAACCAUGGGUCUGAACCAGCCCAGCACUCCCACCCGUGGCCCUGAGUGAUGGAGGCCCCGCCCCCUGCUGACACACUACUGGGUCUUCAUUCACAUACAGAUACUGUGCACACAUGUACAUGGUCCACAAUGCAUGCUGGCACUUUUUUUUUCUUCUCGCUCUUGGGUUUUAUCUUCUCUUCGUUUACUCGGUUAGCACCAGCAGCAGGGCCCGUCGAGUCAUUAUUGUACUGUAAAACCACAGCUUCACCACCACAGUGUCGAUAGCAGCCUCAGCUCACACUCUACUGUAGAGGAUGUAAAGCACUGAAGGGCUGCCGUUGUGUCAUCAGAAUUUGCAUUGGCAAACUUAUUUUGUACUGUUAAUUACUCUGUAUUAAUCUUUUUUUAUGGAGGCUGUGGGGUUGUAUUUUAUCAACCUGCUGUUUAAAUUUGACUGAAAGUGAGAAUAAACUAGUCCAAAUCUUCUAA
This is a messenger RNA of Austrofundulus limnaeus, 2246 nucleotides long. RefSeq names its product mitogen-activated protein kinase kinase 2a (gene map2k2a). Gene Ontology annotation, biological process: protein phosphorylation. Lineage: Eukaryota; Metazoa; Chordata; Actinopteri; Cyprinodontiformes; Rivulidae. Gene Ontology annotation, molecular function: ATP binding; protein kinase activity. The transcript has 11 exons. The record is from RefSeq and is a predicted model, not a curated record. Bases 625 to 1824 code for a protein of 399 amino acids.